AAUAAAUAUUAUUGUGAGCACUGAGCUUCAAUUUUUAUAUUUAAAUAUUUAAAUUAUUGCAGGUUUUUUAUUUUGGUAUUUCUAGUUUGUUUCACUUCACUAGAGACAAAAUUUAAUUAACACGCUCAAAUCUGUUUCAAAGAACUACAUAUUGGCAUAACCGGGACGCGACGAGCUACCGAACUCCCACUGCAAAUCAAUUUUGUUGCAAAACGUUGUCAUAGAUUGUGCUGAAGAUCGGAUAUUUAACCAUAGAACCAUUAAACUCUAUCAAGCGGAAUGGCAUAAAACAACAUGUUGGGCUCUUCGAUAUGUUAUUUUACAAUCAAUACCAGGCACGAUGCGGUUUCAGCUGAUGAUCUGUGCUGUCAUCGGAUUAUUUCUAGGAUUCACCAUCAAUGUUCAAGAUGCCGUCAUCUUCAAAUUUACGAACGCCGUGUGUGAAAGUUACAACCAGUCCUGGUACGUGUUCCACACUUGUCGUCUGAAGGCCCUCAGUCGGAGCAAAGUGGUCUUGAAUAUACAUGGAACGGUGCUACAUCCGGCCAAGGAUAUAUCCCUACGUACCAGAGUUUUCAAAAGGGCAAGUGGCUAUAAGCCCUGGUUAUUCAACAUUUACUUCGAUGGUUGUCUAUAUAUGCGAAGGCGGAAUGUGCCCUUUAUUAAUAUUGUCAAUGGGUUACUAAAAGAGUUUACCAACAUAAACCACACAUGUCCGUAUGUGGGUCCACAAAUCGUCAAGGAUUUUUAUCUAAAACCUGAACUGUUGCUUCUUCCCUUUCCAACGGGGGAUUAUAUGUUUGCGAUUCAAUGGUUUUUCGAUAAGAGGCUACAAUUUGACACUAAUGUCAGUUUUAUAUUCGUGGAGGAUCUACUGAAUAAAAAUUAAACCAACAAAUGGAGUGGAAGCGGGUUUUCUUCGAGGGCGUAAAAGGAAUUAAACAUAUGUACCAUGUGCAUUGAAAAGAUUAUUAAUGGAGUACCUUUAGCUCCAUUCAGAAGGGAUUUUGGAUUCAAAAAGUUCGCUUUUGUUUUCUCGCUCACUGUCUUAACAG
Molecule: messenger RNA, 1055 nt
Organism: Drosophila subobscura
Lineage: Eukaryota; Metazoa; Arthropoda; Insecta; Diptera; Drosophilidae
Exons: 5
Coding region: 341-889 (182 amino acids)
Source: RefSeq, a predicted model, not a curated record